UUGGGGGGCGCGGCUGUCGGUGGAACGGCGUCUCAGUGAGCUCCGGCUCUGGAAGGGCUUGGGGGUCUUUCUGUUGCAGCGGCGGGUUCGAGGUAUCCUUUAGCUACCCCGCUCCGCCCCGCCUUGGGCCCCGUCCAACUCGGGUUACCUCAGAAUCUCCCCAAAGCAGCGGGUGGGCGCGGGACGCCCCGACCCCCUAGCUACCGGGGUCUACCCGCAUCCACUCCGCCGCGAGCCCCGGAGCUAACCGUGAAUGAAGCUUGGCUCCGGAGAGGAGGCCCUUCCCUCCCCUGCAUUAACCCCGAGAUGGAGGAGGGAAUCCCGAAGGAGCCCGGGCCCCCGGCUCCCCACGAGGCUUCCCCCGAGCCGGAGAGCGGGCAUGACCCCACCCUAGCGGCCGAGAAAGGUGCGGCGUCCCCAAAUGACUCGGAGGCUGCCCUGCCCAAGCCCGAAAAAGAAGCCAAGAACGGGGCGCCCAAGAAGCUCUGCGGGUACUUGCUUAAAUUCGGCGGCAAAGGGCCCAUCAAGGGCUGGAAAUCCCGCUGGUUCUUCUACGAGGAGAGAAAGUGCCACCUGAAUUACUCCCGGACAGCCCAGGAUGCUAAUCCCCUGGGGAGCAUCGACCUUGCCACUGCUACCUUUGAUUGCAAAGUGGAAGCGGAGGAAGGCACUUUUGAGAUCAAAACUCCCAAUCGAGUUUUUACCCUGAAGGCCGUCAACAAACAAACCAUGAUGUACUGGUUGCAGCAGCUUCAGUUGAAGCGUUGGAAAUAUAAUAACAACCAGCCUGGAAUCCUGGUCUCAGGGAUCACAGAUGAAGCUUUGCCUGGGAAUGCUUCUCCCCUGCACAUCACACUAGAACUAGAUAAUGCAGAAACUGAUGAAUUUUUCUGUCCUAUGAAAACACCACCUGGGCUGGUAGGCAUAGCAGCUGCUUCUCAACCUGUUCCAGAGAUGCCCACUACCCUCCAGAAUAUUUCCCUCAAACACCUAGGAACUGAAAUACAAAAUACAGUGCAUAACAUUUGUAGCAACAAGCAGUCCAAGGGAAAUGGCCGUGUUUCCCAAGGAGAUGAAUCCCAUAAGUUUGGAGAGAAUCAGAAUGAGGAACACCACCUACAAGCAGACCCAGGGCUAAAUGGAAAAGAAACAGAGGAACAUUCAAGAUUGACACAGAAGUUGGGUCUGACAGCAAAUUUCAUUCAGAGAGCCAAAAAGCAGAACAGCAACUUCUUUGCUGAAGGCUUUCAUGAAAAACAUAUUCAAGAUAAAGUUAGGACCCUUGAACAACAGGUUCUGAGACUUACAGAGGAUUUAAAGUCUCAAAAACAACUUGUGAAGAUUCUGCAUAAAGCUCUUGAAGCAGCCCAACAAGAAAAGCGGGCAUGUAGCAGUUACCUCACAGCUGCUGAAGAUCAAGACCGUCUAGAGCUGGUUCGGCACAAGGUGAGACAAAUUGCUGAGCUCAAAAAGCAUGUGGAAAGCCUCCAACAAGACAAGAAGGCCCUUGAGGAGACCCUGGGCCUGAGGGAGGAACACAUUAAGGAACUACAGCAGCAUGUCCAACUAUUAAUGGACAAGAACCAUGCUAAGCAGCAGGUUAUCUUCAAGCUCACAGAGAAAGUGACCAAGGAUUUCAUGGAUCCACCAAAGAUGGAAGAUGAGCUUGACCCUGGAACCUUCUUAAAUCCUCAAGAAAAGGUGGAGCAUUUGAAGGAUGACAUAGAAGCUUACAAGACUCAGAACCGAUUCCUAAACUCUGAAAUCCACCAGGUCACAAAGAUCUGGAGAAAUGCUGCUGAGAAGGAAAAACUCCUUUUGAUGAAGUGUGCAUAUCUCCAAGCAAAGAAUUGUCAAAUUGAAAGCAAAUACCUCUCAGUGCUGCGGAAGCUACAAGACACAUUGCCCAGUGAGGAUGGCAAAUCUGGGGAGUUGUUAAAGAAGUUGAUUCACGAAGCUCUACAGUGGGAUGUAAAGGAGGGAGCAGCGGACUCCAUGAAAUUGAAUCCUAUCAGUGAAUAUGAUAAUUAUGGAUUCAUGACUGUCCCUGAUUAUGAAGUUGAGGACUUAAAACUUCUGGCAAAAAUCCAGGCUCUAGAGAUAAGAUCAAAUAAUCUCUUGAACCAUGAGGCAGUAGAGAAACCUCUGCGUGAGAAAUGGAAUAGUAUUGGGGAACUUACUCCUUCUGCAGAACUGAAGCAUCUGAUCCGGAGUGGCAUCCCCCCAGAGCACCGCCAGCGGGUUUGGAAGUGGAUGAUAAGCCUCCGAGUCAGGUCCAUGCAAUCACCCCACCAUUACAACUUUCUGCUUGAAAAGUGCGAAACCAUGGAGCACCCAGCCUCUCGGCAGAUUGAAUUAGACUUAACUCGUACCUUAACGAACAACAAACACUUUACGAGCCCCACUUCUAAAUUUAUCUCCAAACUCCGGAGAGUACUACUUGCAUUCUCCUGGCAAAACCCUACCAUUGGCUAUUGUCAAGGGCUGAACAGAUUGGCAGCCAUUGCUCUAUUAAUUUUAGAAGAGGAAGAAAGUGCUUUCUGGUGCCUAGUUUGUAUUGUUGAAACCAUAAUGCCAGAAGAAUACUACAGCAAAACUUUAAUAGCAUCUCAGGUAGAUCAAAGGGUUCUCCAAGAUUUUUUAUCAGAGAAACUUCCCAAACUGAUGGCCCACUUGGAGCAGCACAAAAUCGAUCUGUCACUGAUCACCUUCAACUGGUUCCUUGUGAUUUUUGUGGACAACCUCAUCAGUGACAUACUCCUUAGAGUCUGGGAUGCCUUCCUGUAUGAAGGAAUUAAGGUGAUAUUCCGAUAUGCCCUUGCUAUAUUUAAGUACAAUGAAGAGGCAAUAUUGAGGAUUCAUGACAGCCUUGAGAUCUACCAGUAUUUUCAAAUCUUCACUAAAACAAUAUGCGAUGGCCGUAAACUGAUGAAUAUUGCUUUCACUGACAUGAACCCCUUUCCCAUGAAGCAACUCAGAAACCGGCGGGCCGUGCACAGGGAGAAACUUGAGGCUGAACUGCAGGAGCUGGAGCACAUAAAAGCAAUAUUUCUCAGAGAGAAAGCCAUGAAGAUCGAAUCACUGGAAGAUGCCACGAGUGAGGAUGAGGAAGAGGCUUACGCAGGAGUUCCCUGAUCCACUCAUCUUCUGCCUUGGCAGUUUGGGGGAUUGUCAAUGGAUGUUUGGGUUUUUAUCUUUUUCUUUCUUAAAGCUCUUUAUGAUCUAACCAAAAAUGCAUCUUUAAAAAUAGCACCAAAGGAGGGAUGAGACUGAAGGCAUUUGAAUCCAGGGGGUGGGGGGUGCCAGAAAUAUUUUCUCACGGACAUGUGCCCAGCCCUGUGGAGCAGGAGCCAAGCCUCUCUUUUCUGACUCAGUCUUGCCUCAAUUUUCUUUUCUUCUGCCCCUUAGGGUCCUUCCACUUUCUACUCCCCAGUCUGUGUCAUAGAAAAUAACCCAGGAGCACUCAGACUCCUUGUUAUCCAGAAGAACAAACUGAGACCCAGAAAGGUACAAGAGCCACACAAGGAAUGAACUGCAAAUCUGAUACUUUUCUCCAGAUAAUUCAGAUCCAACACUGACACUGGUGUGUGUGCCUGAGCAAGUCACAUAGCCUCUCUCAGCUUCAGUUUCCUCAUCUGUAAAAAGGAAAUAAUAACAAUAGUAAUAGCAUCAGUGUCUCAGGGAUUGUUGUGAGGAUCAAAUAAGAUAAUAGCACUGCAAAUUCUUAAAGUGCUAUGAAAAUAAAUGCUAGCUGUUAUUAUGGUACUGUGCAGUUAUUGUUUUUAAACUACUAGACCUGCUUUCAUCAUCCAGUUAAGCAUGUUUUCUGUCCUUAUCUCUCCAUGUUUAAUCAAAACCCAGAGCAAAGAUCCCAGGAAAUAACACCUUAUUGAAACCUCAUCCUUAACUUUAUUCUCUGUUCCUUGUCCAUAUCUGAGGACUUGAAAGUGAUAUGGGCCAUAUGGAAGAGAGUUUAUUCUAUGGCAGGUAAAGCAAUUUCUUGUCUUCCUACCCCUGCCAUAAAGUGAAGUUUAAUAUCACCUGAAAGGAUUUUGUACAAAAGUUAGUAGGUAACCUACAUUUUAUAUCUUAUGUGAUAUAUCUAUUUUGAUUUCUCCAGUUCAAAAGCUUCAAAUGAUAGCUUAGUAAUCCUUUGCCUUUUUAAAAAUUGACUUCUCUUAGGUGAGGAGAAAUACAAGCAAAUUUGCAGUUAAUGUGUUUAAUGGAGAAGUGCACUUCUUACAAACAGCUCACCAAAAUGAUUCUAGAGAAUAGAUUUUACUGGGUACUUCAGUUUCCCUUUUUCUCUGACAAGGAAAGAGCUUUGUAAAACUGUUGGCUGGGAUAUAUUUUCUGCUCCCUUCAAAUUGUAUCAAAAUCAUUUAUUCAUACUAAGAAUCUCUAUCUAUACAGAAUAUUAUGACUCAAAUCUCUCAGUCUAGUCCAUAUUACUCUUCCAUAAGACAUUGUUAGAGUAUAUUCUAGCUAUGAAGCUUAAACUAUUGACAGAGUAAGCCAGGUAAAAUAGUCUUUGUUAAAGAUUUUAUUAGUUUGGAAGGGAAAUGGGGUGUCAUAAGGAGGAAGAGGAAAUUAGCACCCCAUUAUCAGAAGCAGGAAGUAGUGUUUUUCCUCCAUCUAGACUGGCUUCUCACUCCUGACUGUUCUGCCUCAGAACAUCUUCUGUUGCUUGGGAGCUUCUAGGCAAAGUUAAACUUCCCAGAAAAUGACAAUAAUGAUUCAUUAGGAGAGCCCCUCCUAAGUCUUCACUAACCUGUUCCUCAACUUAUACCACAUAGCAUCAUUGGGGUUCUCUGUUUGGAAGGAGGAAUGUGUGGCAGACAUCAAUCCCGCUGGUUCAAUCAAGAGAGACCCCCAAACAUAGCAUAGGACACUGGAGCAGGCACAGUCUGUUCAGUCUGGUAAAUGAGAUUAAUGAUGCUGUCCUGCUUACCUGACAGGGUGAUUGUGAGGGACAAAUGAUAUAGUAGAUGCACCUUGUAACUAAGGUCUUCUUCAUGCAGCCAAGGGCCUGGUUAGUUCAAGAACAAUUUGCUGAUAUUUUGCCCUUCUAACAUGUCCAUCACCUAAAACAAAAAUUAGAGAAGCUCAUCCUUUCUUAUCUCCCUAGAAGAGGGCUUUUGUUCUCUAAUGGCUGAACUGACUCUGCCUGUAGAUUCUCAUAGUCUCUUUGAUCACUUUAUUCUGGAAUUCCCGCCAAACUUUGUCAACCUUAACUAAAAAGUUCAGGGACAGAAGAAAGUACUAAGGAUAUGAUAUAACCAUUGGAAUCUCUCACAAAGAGCUAGCAGGAACUUUGGGAGGUGACAGUGGAGUUUUUUUUCAUAAAUCAUUUCAACACAUGAAUUGAUGCAUAUAGUCUAUAGACUUCUAAAAAUCUUGUUUUCUGCAGAAUAGAAAUAGCAAGUGGGUCAUGGAAAGACUUAUUGUUGCCAAAAAGUACAAUGCUUUUCCCAAAAUUUGAAAAGAGUUACAGUAUAAAAAAAUAAGCUAUGCAAUAUGACUUUAAAAUUGCAGGUCUGAAAGGAUUCUGUUGUUCCUCUAUCUAUAGAUAACACCUCACAGAAAUUAUCCUAGGGUAAAAUAUCAUCUGAUCUUUAUGAAAAAUUAAAAAGAUAUUUUAUUUUGGCUUAAAAUAGUACUCAUAUAAUAAUGAUUAUUUAUUGAUCAUUCACUUAAGUGUCUGUGAAUCAUUAUGCUACAUUUUGGGGAAAAUGCAAAUAUAGUUAAAUAUCAUUAUAUGGAAAUUUUAAUGAUAAAAUGCAUCAUAUCUCAUAGCUUUAUUUGCCAGAUCAGGGACUCUUUCUUAUUUAAUUUUUGUAUCUUCACCAGCACUUAAUAAUAGUCCUGUGCACAUAAUAGGAAAUUAACUUCUCUCCAAAUGGAGCUGAGAUUUGUCAUAAACUUAGAAACAUAUAAUAAAUAUAGAAUAGUUAAUCAGCACAAAUGUAAAAGGAAAUAAUACAUAUUUAUUACUUCAAAAGAUCUGAAAUUUUAUUAUUAUGGGUACUCUCUUCAUUAACAUGGACAACAACCCCUCCUUCCACAUUGAGUUGCUAGUAUUAAAAAAAGACAUCACUUAUCACUUGGUAGUCAUCCUUUCGGGUAUUUCUCUCUGCACUUAGUGAGCCUUGGCCUAGGACAUUAAUGCAUUACCAAUUCCAUUCAUACCUAAGGAUUUUUUAGCUUUGUAGGAGCUGUCAAACUGUGCCUAUCAUUAAAGGAUACCUUUUUUUUCAGCUCUAUUUUUCUAUUUAGUAGACUUAAAGAAAACACAUUUAUAGUAUAUUCAAUGUUUUUAAAACUGAUUUGUAUACAGUUCUUUACACAAAUGUUUACAUUACACAUUAAGAGUUUAAAAGGAAGAUAUUAUAGUAUUUGUUAUAAAAUAAAGCAUAGCAAAUGUUUUCAUGAUCAUUUUAUGUUCACCAAAACUAAUAAAGUGGUAAAAUAAAAGGAAACAUUUUGUGACA
Sarcophilus harrisii (Tasmanian devil) is the source of this 6491-nucleotide messenger RNA. It is a transcript of the gene TBC1D2, whose product is annotated as TBC1 domain family member 2. The transcript is spliced from 13 exons. Lineage: Eukaryota; Metazoa; Chordata; Mammalia; Dasyuromorphia; Dasyuridae. The record is from RefSeq and is a predicted model, not a curated record. Bases 307 to 3135 code for a protein of 942 amino acids.